UGAGGGCGUGGUUCAGUCGUGCAGUCCUACGGCAUCUGCCGAAUUUCAGUUCGUUGCAGUCGUAAACAGUCACUGUCGUGAGCACUGGCCGCCCGUUGAAGAUGGCGGCGGAGCUGCAUCCGCGGAGUGGAAAGCUGAUCGGCCUGUCCAACUCCAACCGCACCGCCCGGCGCAACCAGCCAGUGCAGGAGUUCAACCAUGGCCUGGUGCUCAGCAAGGAGCCUCUGAGGGACCGGGAUGUCUUCACCGUUCGCAUUGACAAGAAGGUGAACUCGUGGAGUGGAUCCAUUGAGAUUGGUGUGACGGCUCUCGACCCUGCUGCCCUGGACUUUCCCAGCAGCGCCACAGGCCUCAAAGGCGGCUCCUGGAUCGUGUCGGGCUGUUCGGUGCUACGUGACGGCCGAUCCGUCCUGGAGGAGUACGGCCGUGACCUGGACCAGCUGGCCGAGGGCGACCGCGUGGGCAUUCAACGCAGCUCCCGUGGUGAGCUCCACCUGUGGGUGAACGGACAGGAUUGUGGGGCAGCCGCCAGCGGCCUGCCACCCAAACUCUGGGCAGUGGUGGACUUGUACGGCAAGUGCACGCAAGUGACGGUGGUGAGCUGUGAGCCGCCGCCGCCCUCUGCUGAGAGGGAGAGAGAGACAGUAGAGCGGAACAAAGAAGAUGAAGCAGAGGAAGAGGAGGAGGAGGAAGAGGAGGUGGUGGUGUGUGGUGGUCGGGAGGAUGCAGGGAUUACAGCGCUGAUGAAUGUGGCAGCGAUGAAUGGGAUGAUGAAUGGAGAUGAAGUGCCUGAGCUCAACUGUAGCCACAGCCGACCAGACAAGUUCCCCAACAACCUGGAGCCUGACACAGUUCUAACAGAGCACCAACUCUUCGACGUCUUCAACAACGCAAUAGUAUCAUUUUAUCGCUCGGAGGAUGAAGGUGGAGGGGAAGACGGAGGAGGUGGGACAGAAGGAGGAGGAGCGGGAGGAGGAGAAAAUACAGGAUCAAAUUCCUCAGCCAGAAAUGACAGAGGAAGCAACAGUGGAGGAGGUGCAGUGAACAGUGACAGUGGGACGGGGUCAACAGGAGGAGGAGCAGGAGGUGGAGGUGGAGGAGAGAGCGGGAAUACGAAUAACAGUCCUGCCAACAACGGAGGGUUGGGGCCAGCAGCUGUGACUGGUGGUGGCGGUGGACUGACCACGAAUGACGCUCUGCUUUUUCACGAGAAGUGCGGCACACUGAUCAAACUGAGCAACAACAACAAAACGGCGGAGCGGAGGAGACCGCUGGACGAGUUCAACAACGGCGUGGUGAUGACCAACCGGCCGCUCCGACACAACGAGAUGUUUGAGAUCCGUAUUGAUAAGCUGGUGGAUAAAUGGUCAGGCUCAAUAGAGAUCGGUGUGACCACACACAAUCCCAACAACCUGGACUAUCCUGCAACCAUGACCAAUCUGCGCUCAGGUACAAUCAUGAUGAGUGGCUGUGGGAUACUGACAAACGGGAAGGGAACCCGCAGGGAAUACUGUGAAUUCAGCCUGGAUGAACUUCAGGAGGGCGAUCAUAUAGGUUUGAUGCGUAAAGCCAGCGGAGCCCUGCAUUUCUACAUCAACGGGAUUGACCAAGGUGUUGCAGCAGCUCAGACGCCCGGUGUGGUCUACGGCGUGGUUGACCUCUACGGCAUGGCCGUGAAAGUCACCAUUGUUCACAACCACAAUCACAGUGAUCGCCUCAGACGCAACAACGCCAUCAUGAGGGCGCUGUCCCCCGAUGUGGGUCGUCCGCGGCCAUCUCUCUCCCUCACCCCAGACUCUGAGGGGGUCGACCGUCUGCUCUUUCACCACAACUGUGGUCAAAAGGCCGCCAUCAUCAGUGAGGGCAGAACGGCGCUGCGACCGCAUGCAACCGAUGACUUCAACCACGGCGUGGUCCUGAGCAGCCGGCCCCUGCGCUCUAAUGAGGUGUUCCAGGUCCGCAUCGACAAGAUGGUGGACAAGUGGGCGGGCUCCAUUGAGAUUGGCGUCACAACACACAACCCUGCAUAUCUGCAGCUGCCCUCCACCAUGACCAACCUUCGCUCAGGGACGUGGAUGAUGACGGGAAACGGAGUAAUGCACAACGGAACAACAAUACUAGACGAGUAUGGACACAAUCUGGACCGACUCAAGGCUGGAGACACAGUAGGUGUAGUAAGGAAAGAAGACGGCAGCCUCCACUUCUUUGUGAACGGCGUUCCUCAGGGUCCUGCAGCAUGGAACGUCCCUCCCAGCGUCUACGCCGUGGUUGACCUUUAUGGCCAGGCAGCCCAAGCUACUAUCAUGGACGACAUGGUCGACCUCCCUCCUCUGCCAGACGACAGCUCUGAGGGACCCACGGCCAUGUCUCCUGGGAGCCCCUGCUCAGUCGGCGGGGCCACGACGACCAGCGACCUGCGCUUCCACCAGCUGCACGGCACCAAUGCUGUCAUCACCAACGGGGGGCGCACAGCCCUGCGCCAAAACUGUCGCAGCGAGUUCAACGAUGCUAUCGUCAUUUCCAACAGGUGCCUUCGAGAUGGAGAGCUGUUUGAAAUUGUUAUACAGAAGAUGGUGGACCGCUGGUCGGGCUCCAUUGAAGCAGGUCAGGCAUUUGUUGGACUUCACUCUGGAGUGACAGCUAUUAGACCAGAGGAGCUUGAGUUUCCAAACACGAUGACAGACAUUGACUAUGACACCUGGAUGCUCAGUGGGACGGCCAUCAUGCAAGACGGCAAUACGAUGCGUAACAACUACGGCUGCGACCUGGACUCACUAACCACAGGAUCAAGGAUCGGCAUGAUGCGCUCGGCUACUGGUGACCUUCACUAUUACAUCAACGGCGUGGACCAGGGUGUGGCCUGCUCUGGACUGCCUUCAGAGGUGUAUGCAGUCAUCGACCUAUACGGUCAGUGCGUCCAGGUGUCCAUCACCAGCUCCUCAGGUCCACUGGACAACAGCCUGUGCACCUGCAACAUCACUGAGAAGAGCUUCCCCAUUCACUCACCAGUAGCAGGAGUUGCUCAUCGGCUCCACAGUAAACAUGGUAAAAACGUGGUGCUGCUUGGCGAAGACUGCCAGGCUGUCAGAGUUGGAGGUUACUCGCACGGGAUUGUGUUCAGCGCCAAAGAGCUCAAAGCAGACGAGUUGUUUGAGGUGAGGAUUGAUGAGGUGGACGAGCAGUGGAGUGGUUCGCUGCACAUCGGUCUGACCACGCUCUCACCUCCCGAGCUGCCUUCUUGUCCACUGUCAGGGCUGUCGCCCUCUCUCCCACAUGUACGCACCAAGGUCACCUGGCUGCUGAGCGGCUCAGAGGUCCGUCGCAACGGCGUGCUGCAGCGUCAGAACUACGGCUGUUCCCUGGACAGGCUGACGGUUGGGAACCGAGUGGGUGUGAAGAGGUGCAGCGAUGACACCAUGCACAUCUUCAUUGACGGAGAAGACAUGGGACCUGCUGCUAACGCAGUGGCCAAGAAUGUGUUUGCAGUGCUGGACCUGUAUGGGAGGAUAACAGCCGUGUCCAUCGUCAGCUCCUCCUUGAUGGAGGACGUGGAGAGUGUGAAGGAGACGUCGCUGUCCUCAGGGAGCUGCAGUGAAGGAGAGGAGGACAGCAGUCCAGUCAGAGAGGUGGAGACAGAGGUAUCGACACUGGUGCCCACCAUCAUGGCCUUCCUGGAAAACCACGGCAAAAACAUCCAGCUGUCCAACCAGAACCUGACGGCAGCCCGGGUUUCCAGCUACAACCAGGGUCUGCUGGUCACCGCCCUGCCGCUGGCUCGACAGCAGCUCUUCCAGUUCCGGAUUGACCGCCUGAACCCCUCGUGGACUUCGUCGCUGUCAUUAGGCGUGAUCGGUCACUCUCCUGACCGGCUCAACUUCCCCUCCACAGCGUGUUGUUUGAAACGCUCGGCCUGGCUGCUACAGAGAGACUCUGUCUUCCACAACUCACUGAAGAUAUGUGAGAACUAUGGACCUAACCUGGACACGUGUCCAGAGGAGACAGUGUUGGGUCUGCUGGUGGACGCCAACAGUUGUCUCCAUCUCUAUGUGAAUGGCAUGGACCAGGGCGUGGCAGCACAGGACAUCCCUUCACCUUGUUACCCUUUUAUCGACCUCUAUGGCCAGUGCGAACAGGUCACCAUAGUAACCAACAAUGUGCCGGCAGUGGGUGCAGAAAGUGGUGAGAGCCGCUGUCAGGGAGACAUGGAGAAGGCCGACAUGGUUGAUGGAAUCAAAGAGAGUGUGUGCUGGACGCCACCUCCUGAGGUCAACCCCAACAAGACCUGUGAAUACCAGGCUCUGUGCUCUCGCUUCAAAGACCUGCUCACUUUACCUGACGGCUACUUCAACGAAGACACCAAGUACAACCUGUGCUACUGCGAGUCCUGCCACAAGCUCCGAGGAGAUGAGGCGUAUUACAAGAGAGGCGAGCCGCCCCGAGACUACGCCCUGCCCUUUGGAUGGUGUUGCUUCGCCCUCAGGAUCAAGCCUCACUGUGAGGUUUCCAACGCACUGAAGAAGUGGCACAUCGCAUACCACGGCUCCAGUGUGGGAGCUCUCCGGCGAACACUAGACCACAAUCAACUACUGUCUGGAAUGUCGUCGAUCUUCUCUGUGUCCCCGGGGAAGACGGAAGGUCCGAACGGCUACAGUGAGCCAGAAGAGAACAGCGCCCCCGGCAGGGAGGUACCCAGAGUGCAACUCUCUCCUACCAUGCGUUACUCUGGUCUAGAAAUCUUUGCUCCCAAAGUGCAAUUUCGGGAUCCACGUUCUCACCGCUCCCACCAGGCCCAGGUUGGAUUCCAGGUCUGUGUGCGUCCAGGCUCCUAUAAGGUGGGACCCCAGACUCUGGGGCACAGCGAGCCUCUAGACCCACGUUUCAGCAACUCGGAGAUCGAGUGGAUCACAAAGGAGCAUGGUGGCACGCUCCUCUAUGGUCUCCUCGUUCGGGUGGAAUGAUGGGAGCAGGGAGGCAGGAGGUCGGUGAAUGUGAAGGAACAUCCUCACACUUUUUACUGAAAACUGAUCCAAAAAAUCCAACCCCUGCCUUGAGCGAAAGACUCCAACUGUCCCUGCAAAGGACUGUUGACAAUUCAGCAUUACUGACAUUUUUCUUUAAUUUGUUGGUUUUUCGUUGUUGGCCCUCGGACUCCUUCAACAGGCGAGGGCUACGGCGGUCUCAAAGAAGAACAGACACUGCCUGCACUUUAUGUUUCAGACACUUGUGGGCGAUUUUUAAAAAAAGAAAAAGUAAAGAGAAAAAAAAGUUACUUCUCAUCGACACAAUGUGUUUGUUUAUCAGCUGCAUUUUUGUGGGGUUGAGGGAGGGAGCACUUACUUCAACACCAUCACAUGCGCUCUGGGCGGCCGCCAACCUGCACGCUAACGGACUGGCACUGAGGAGGGGAAAAAAUCAGGUUAAAAAAAAGUUUUCAAGUGAAUUGAAAAAAGAUACAAAAGUGUGACACAAAAAAGAGUGAUUGUGACUUUGUAAAGAAGGUUUUUAAGAUGGAAAAAAAACUGGAAGAACCAAAAAAAAAGAAGUUUACACACACACCGCUCAAUGUUAGUGUCCGCUCCACUUCACAUUAUCCCCAUUGGACUUUGGUAUACAACACAGCAUCAGUUCCUACAUGAGAAAAACCGGAAAGUUUGACCUCCCCGAAAAAUUAUCCUGUAUUAGGAAUUUGAGUUAAAUCUGGGAGCUUCAAGGUUUCUGCAUUGAGAAUCAUUAAAAUAAAGAGAAAUUGUUUUACAAGAAGUAUAAAGUAAGAAGAGUGAGGAGUUUAACUUUAUUAAAUUUGUUGCCAGCCCUGUUGUUCUAAAAAAAAAAAAUCUCCAGGGCAGAUUGUUUUGACCAUAUUUUUAAAUUCCCAUGUACUCCAAAAAACUUUGCCAGUGCUAUGCAACAUAAAGGUACUUCAUUUAAAACACAUGAAGACCUAUAGACUCUAAACGUCUUAUAGUCGUGGCUGUAUAUUUGUGUUGCCUUCCUGACUGAGAGAACAACAAAAUCCAAAAAUAAAAAACAAUCUGUUUAUCUAAUGGUGGCGGAAUGAAUAGGAGCAACAACAACAACAUAAAAAAAAAGUUUAGUUAUUUUUUAAAUCUGUACCUUUCAUAGUUUACACUCACAUCCAUCCGUCCAUCAUGUCGGUUUAUCAGCGCCUAUAGGCAAAUGAAGGAAAUCCUGAUCUCUGCUGGUGUUUACAUGUGAAUGUCAUAAGUUAGGGCUGCGUUGAUGUCACUGAUUUACAUGCAUUACACUCAUUUCUACAAAAAAACUACAUCUGAUUGUUUGUGAACAGCUUUCACUCUUCUCAUUUGCCAAUUUGGUACAAACGCACUGCAGAUCGUGUAAUCAUUAACUUUGUUUUUAAAGGCACAUCUUUGAUGAGUCAAAUUCAGUGAUGACAAAAACAAAAAAAGCUCAGACACUUUCAAAGUGCAGCUGUGAUUUGAAUGACGGAAGAUGUGUGUGAGCUUCAACGGAGGAAAUCUUCCAGUCAAUAAUGUGAAAAAAAAAAAUGUUUGGGUGAUUUACAGCCCAGUGCUGCUUUGUACAAUUUUAUUUUUUAUUUUUAGUUUGAUUUUAGUUUGAUUAUUUUCUGUAUGUUGCGUUGUACAGGCUGUUACAUAACAAAUCAUAUCUUCCUCAUUUUUAAAAAAAAUAAAAUUAAACUGACAGACACUAGA
Molecule: messenger RNA, 6695 nt
Organism: Cynoglossus semilaevis (tongue sole)
Lineage: Eukaryota; Metazoa; Chordata; Actinopteri; Pleuronectiformes; Cynoglossidae
Gene: neurl4
Product: neuralized E3 ubiquitin protein ligase 4
Exons: 29
Coding region: 102-4958 (1618 amino acids)
Molecular function (GO): ubiquitin protein ligase activity
Source: RefSeq, a predicted model, not a curated record